Molecule: messenger RNA, 1561 nt
Organism: Hordeum vulgare subsp. vulgare (domesticated barley)
Lineage: Eukaryota; Viridiplantae; Streptophyta; Magnoliopsida; Poales; Poaceae
Product: probable polygalacturonase At1g80170
Exons: 7
Coding region: 77-1369 (430 amino acids)
Biological process (GO): carbohydrate metabolic process
Molecular function (GO): polygalacturonase activity
Source: RefSeq, a predicted model, not a curated record
UCACCCGACUGUGAACUCGCGCCGUGGCUGAGCAGUGGCAGCCACGCCGAGCGAGGUAGCUAGCUGACCUGCCUGCAUGGCGCUUCGUGCAAGGACGACGCUCCUGCUGGCGGCUCUCGCCGGCGCCGCCGCGGCCCUCCUGCUGCCGGGCGCCGUCGAGGCCCACGUGCUGCUCUCGCUCGACGACUUCGGCGCCGUCGGGGACGGCAUUGCCAACGACACCCACGCAUUGGUCGACGCGUGGAAGGCGGCGUGCGCCACCGGCGGACACACCUACCUCAACGUCCCCGUCGGCAAGUCCUACCAGAUCUGGCCCGUCACGCUCGCCGGCCCCUGCCGCGACGAGAUCAACCUCCUGAUUUCGGGGAACAUCAUCGCGCCGGAGAGCCCGGAAGAGUGGUCGGACGGCGACCAGGGCAGGUGGCUCCACUUCCGGGGCGUGGGCGACCUGUCGCUGAGCGGCGGCGGCAUCGUCGACGGGCGGGGCCAGCAAUGGUGGGCGGGGACCUGCGAGGACGAGAACUGCACCUCGCACCGCCAGCACGAGGUCGCACCCAUGGCGCUCCACUUCGAGGACUGCCGGGACGUCAGCGUGAAGGGCAUCACGGUGCAGAACGCCCAGCGGCAGCACCUGGCCUUCACCCGCUGCCACGGCGUCGAGGCCAGCUACCUCAGGGUGACCUCGCCGGAGCACAGCCCCGCCACCGUCGGCGUCCUCGUCGCCGGCUCCACCGACGUGCACAUCAAGCACGAUCUCUUCUCCGUAGGUGGUGACUGCGUGUCGAUCGUGGGCGACUCCUCGGAUAUCAAGCUGAAAGCCAUCUCGUGCGGACCUGGCCUCGGCAUAAGCAUUGGGGGCUUGAGCCAGAACCAAAGUGAUCACAGGAUACACAAGAUCAAGACGGACACUAUGUUCAUCGCCAACACCAAGAACGGCCUAAGCAUCUACGAGAACGGCCGCGGCUUCGUGCGCAAGGUGAAGUUCGAGCACGUCAUGAUGAGGAACGUGGCCAACCCCAUCAGCAUCGACCAGAACCGCUCCGCCUCCAACCGGGGAACUCGCCGUGGAACCCCGAACGGGAGCGCGGCGGCGGUGGAUAGGAUCAAGUACAUCGACAUCGCCGGCACGUCGGCGACGGAGCGGGCGGUGACGUUCGCGUGCAGCGACGCCAUGCCGUGCAGGCGCCUGUAUCUGGACGGGGUGAGCCUGAAGGCGGCCGGCGGGGGGAGCACGUCCGCCUACUGCUACCAGGCGUUCGGGAAGCACGCCGGGGACGUCCUCCCGGAGUCGUGCCUCGGCAAGGAGGACUUCGUCCAGCUGCAGGCCCCGGCCGCCGGCACGGGGGACGGAGAAGAUGAUGAUUGGUGAAGCUGCCUCCAAGAAUUGUGCCGCGCGUGGAACUGUAUGAGAUCUUGUAAUGUGAUCCAACGAGCUUUGUUCGUAAGUCUAGAGUUAUUGGCCAUGCACGACAAAUCAGUGCCGCUGUAUCACCAGAUAUGACAAUAACAAAUUAAAUAAAAAGUUAUUCUAUCAAGAAAAAGGCACGAAUUUUAUAUACAA